Solanum verrucosum is the source of this 350-nucleotide messenger RNA. Its product is annotated as RING-H2 finger protein ATL66-like. The annotation marks the transcript as partial. The record is from RefSeq and is a predicted model, not a curated record. NCBI's taxonomy places the organism in Eukaryota, Viridiplantae, Streptophyta, Magnoliopsida, Solanales, Solanaceae. The transcript has a single exon.
AUGGCAUCAUCUCAAGACUCCCACUCCUUCCAUUGGCAGUUCUCUGAAAUUCGACGACAACGAUUUCCAAAUCGCGGCCAUACACUCUUCUUCGUCAUCCUUCUUUUCACCAUCAUAGUUAUAGCUACACUUUUUUUCCUUUACGCUCGCUGGAUCAACAAGUUCCGCUCUCCAUCAACCACAGAUCCUGUUGGGAGUGGUACUUCAGUUCAUACGCCUCCGCCUGCACCACAAGGUCUUGACCCGAUUUUUAUUAAUGACUUGCCAAUUAUACUGCACGCAACUUGUUCGGGUAGUAGCACAGUAAUUGAGUGUUGUAUUUGCUUGGGAAUAUUCAAGAUGGUGAUAAG